Messenger RNA from Scophthalmus maximus (turbot), 1215 nucleotides. It is a transcript of the gene mrpl12, whose product is annotated as mitochondrial ribosomal protein L12. Gene Ontology annotation, biological process: mitochondrial transcription; translation. Gene Ontology annotation, molecular function: structural constituent of ribosome. The record is from RefSeq and is a predicted model, not a curated record. The transcript is spliced from 5 exons. Gene Ontology annotation, cellular component: mitochondrial large ribosomal subunit; ribosome. The coding region runs from base 136 to 717 and encodes 193 amino acids. NCBI's taxonomy places the organism in Eukaryota, Metazoa, Chordata, Actinopteri, Pleuronectiformes, Scophthalmidae.
GGCAUUGUGGGUAGGUCAGGCGCCAUGUGCUUUUUUUGAAGCGGCGGCUGUACCAGAAGGAGACCAGGGCAGAUCCAAAGCUCGCCGUGUAUUUCAGAGGGACACCGGCACGAACGCCUCCAGCUCUCGCUCACCAUGUUCUGCUCCAGACGCUGCCUCCGCACCGCGCUACGGGCCGCGGCGAACACGCACCGGCAACAGCUUCAGCGGCAGACGCCGGCCCUGUGCGCCCUCCGACUUCUGCAGACCAGCCCCGUCUCUCACUCAGAUGCCAUCGCCAUGCCUCCGUUGGACGGAGCGCCCAAAGGGUAUUCCCCCAAAAUCCAACAGCUCGUCAACGACAUAGCCAGCCUCACUUUGCUAGAGGUGUCGGACCUCAAUGAGCUCCUCAAGAAAACACUGAACAUUCAGGAUGUUGGAAUGAUGCCGAUGGGGGCGAUGGGAGCUGUACCCAUGGCUCAGGAUGCAGACGAGGAGGAGGCACCCGUGAAGAAGGAGAAGACUCACUUCAUUGUCAAAUUGACAGAAUUGAAGGCGGCAGAAAAAGUCAAACUUAUAAAGGAAGUGAAGAACUGCAUGCAGGGCUUGAAUCUGGUUCAGGCGAAGAAACUAGUGGAGUCUCUUCCCCAGGAAAUCCGGGCCAACGUAGCCAAGGAAGAGGCCGAGAAACUGAAAGCGGCCCUGGAAGCUGCAGGCGGAACCGUGGUGUUAGAGUAGAUCUAUGCAGCCACCGUUUCGCCAUUCUUCUGCUCAUGCACUUCGUUCUUCAUUCUAUUAUUUCUGUUUUGGGUUUUUUUACCCGUCAAAGAAGAAAAGAUCCCGGGAGAAAAGGAAACAAAGAAUUGCCUUUCUGACAUUAAUGCGGUUUCUCAACAGCGUCAAGGUGGGGCGGUACAACUCAGACUGAACUGUCCAGGCCCACAGCCUGCACAUAUCGCCACCCCACUGUUUGCUUGUCCAUGUGUCGUCUCUGGUGUCUGUCUGAUACUUGUGUAGCAAACAUGCUACAGAAAUACUGGCCUGUGUGCCAAGUAAGUCAUUUGAUGAUUCUCUGUGUGUGUGCGUGUGUGUUGAAUUUUUCUGCUGUAGGGACCUGGUUAUAUUUCCAAUUUUAAAGAACACCACAUACCGUUUCUACUUCAUGGGAUGGCAGAGCUGAGUCUGUAUAUUGCUUAUAGAAUUGUUAAUAAUGUGAUUAAAGUUGAAAUCUCCAUA